This is a messenger RNA of Penicillium coprophilum, 546 nucleotides long. Its product is annotated as GPI anchored serine-threonine rich protein. The record is from RefSeq and is a predicted model, not a curated record. NCBI's taxonomy places the organism in Eukaryota, Fungi, Ascomycota, Eurotiomycetes, Eurotiales, Aspergillaceae. Bases 1 to 546 code for a protein of 181 amino acids. The transcript has 3 exons.
AUGCGUCUCUUUACUACUCAUCUUUCUAUGCUACUUGCUGUAUCGGCUACCCUCAUCGCUGCUCAAGAUGCAGCACCCACAUCCCCAAGCACCAACGGCAAUUCGAACUGCGCUUCCCAAAAAGUUGUAGAUUCAUGCGUUGCGAUCAUGAAGCGUGGGCUCGCAAAGUGUUCUGCGGGUGAUUGGGACUGCAAGUGCUCAGGCGCCGCAAAUAUUGCCAACUGUUAUGUCAACUGCUCCGAGAAUGACCCAGAGUCGUCAGCGGCCAGACAACUCAGCGUAAAUGACUGCGCCACCGCAAACGCAUACGACCAAGGAGAAACCACCGUCGCACCCUCAUGGACCCUCCCCGGGUCCAAUGCUGCUCAACCGACCCGCGCAGAUGUCAGUCUAACAACCAGUGGUAGCUCGUCGACCACUGCCGGACCGACCAAAUCCUUCAUUGGGAAGGAACAGUCAACGACUCCAUCAGAGGGGGCUGCAGUUGCGAAUAAUGCUGGAAGCUGGAUGGCUCUUGUGGUUUUAGGAGUAGGAGCUGCAUUUUGA